Molecule: messenger RNA, 2079 nt
Organism: Aegilops tauschii subsp. strangulata
Lineage: Eukaryota; Viridiplantae; Streptophyta; Magnoliopsida; Poales; Poaceae
Molecular function (GO): protein binding
Source: RefSeq, a predicted model, not a curated record
AUGGAGAAGCUGCCGGACGACGACGUCCUGGCGAUCCUGGAGCGCGUGGCGGGCAUCCCGGACCUCUUCCGCUGCGCCGUGACGUGCACGAGAUGGCGCCGCCUCAUAGCCGACGCUUCUUUCCUCCGCCGCUGCUGGCCGGAGGGCGUGCGCCACCCGUCCUCCCUCAUUGGCUUCUUCGCCGAGCAACGGCGCCAUGACCUCCAGGGACGACAAGAAAUAUGGAGCGCCCCUCCGCCCGUGAUGCCCCCGUCCUUCGUCCCGGCACCGUGGUCUCCUCUCGGCCCUCGCCGCCCCUACUCCGACGUCGUCCCUGACGAUCAGGCCAUCCUGGCGGCACUGCUCGGCUCGCGCCACGGUCUUCUCCUCGUGCGACUCGUCCCACACAACGAACUAAUCGACGCGUCCUGUAGAUUCAACAGAUUGGCCCUGUUCGACCCGCUCGCCCGCACAAGUCGUGUGCUACCGCUGCUGGACACCAAUGGGCACCUCAGAAUCACCGGAUGCGCCAUUAUAACAGAUGCGGAUCGUUGCCCGAACGAACGGCGAUGCCCGGCUCCGACGUCGUCAACCUACCCAGCCCUCUUCAAGGUGCUAAUCAUUGGUACCUUCCAAGUUGGUGAUCUACCAGGGUACAAGCUAUGCAUCUUCACGUCCUCCGAUUCAAGGUGGAGCACGCCCGUAAAGUUCUACGACCCUUGGGAGCAUCGAGUAUAUGCGGCGCCAAUACAAGCCAACGCUGUCGUGUGCCAAGGCACGGCACAUUGGCUAUUCAAGAGCGUCUCAAAAGACUACGCACUAGAAGUAAGCCUUGAGACCGCCCACGUCUCUCUUACAAAGCUCCCGGUCACACUGAGCAACACCGGUUGCAGAUGCUCUGGUACAUCACUGCUUAGUGUCAAUGGUGACGGAAAGUUGUUGCUUUCUGUACAUUAUAAAUUCCUCUCGCUGGAGAUCUGGACAUGUCAAGGUGACAUGAGUGAAGAUGGCACUAUAGACUGGCUCCACACUAAGACGAUUGAGCUAAACCGACCCCAACAAGGUUGGGUCGUCCCGGCGCAAUGCAUCUGCCUGGGUGAGAUGGGUGGUGCAUUGCUCCUCAAGGACAACAAAGGUUGCACGCACAUUCUUGAUCUCCAAACUGGGGCAAUGGAGAUUGUCCAAAGCUGGUUUUGCGGUGUUGUUGUCAGAGCUAUCCCGUUUGAGAUCGAUUGGCCGGCCUUUUUCAUGUCUCGCUUGGUGGGCGGUAGCAUUGAGAGGACUAAAUUUGGAGGAGCUAUAUUGGAUUCUUUUGGGGAGGAAUUGUUCGGCCAGUUACUUUUGGGUUAAUAAGUUGUACUGCAUGUGCCUCGUAAGAGCUACAAAAGUGUAAAGUUUGUGUGUGGCAGAUGUUUUUUUGUUUUGAACGUGAAGUGUGGCAAACUUGAUGGCAUGCAAAAUAAUUAAGAUCAUGGACACUGGCUACGGGCUACGGCUUGUUCGUCGGAUCAAGAGGAUGAAAUAGCAGUAUGCAACUUAAUUUGUGCUUGGGGUGUAGAAUGUCCUCUAUGGGUUCUUUCAAGCUGCCCGUUUUGACAUGUUCUUCUUUAGACAUGGUAUGCUAGCUGUACAAAUAGUAAUGAAUGGUGUCGUCUGUAUCAUGUGAAUAUCAAUUACUUUUUCGAUAAAGGACAUUUCAUUGAAUUGAUAUAUUAAGGUGAUACAAUCGCAUCUAAAGAAUGCCCGGCCUCUGCAUAACUUGAUGCACACAGCCAAAAAGUCCAAUUGACCCAAAAAAUAAAAACGUUUUACAACUUAAAAAGAUAAAUUAGUCCAGCCUAUGAUGUGGCAGAUCCUAUACGGAGAUCACAACGCCAUCCAUGGGGAGAAAACCUCCCUGGCCGUACGCUCCAGCCGCGUAGACGCCAUCAUAAAAAGGUCCCUAUCCUCCGGCCUCUGCAGGAUAGACCAAGUACGGAGCCAUCACGUACAUACAUGAAUAACCUACAUAGGAGAUGAAACACAUUUUUUAUUAAAAACCACAUCAUUCCUGGUAAGCCACAAUGCCCACCAUAAGGCAGCCGCCCCCACAAGAAUAUA